Molecule: messenger RNA, 690 nt
Organism: Truncatella angustata
Lineage: Eukaryota; Fungi; Ascomycota; Sordariomycetes; Amphisphaeriales; Sporocadaceae
Product: 60S ribosomal protein l32
Exons: 5
Coding region: 74-469 (131 amino acids)
Biological process (GO): translation
Cellular component (GO): ribosome; cytosolic large ribosomal subunit
Molecular function (GO): structural constituent of ribosome
Source: RefSeq, a predicted model, not a curated record
CCCGAACCCCAUCGACAACAUCGCCCAUCUCCGACACGGUAAGGAUAAAAUCAGUCAAGGACAAUCGCCCAAGAUGGUUUCCGCAAAGAAGCAUGUUCCUAUCGUCAAGAAGCGCACCAAGGCCUUCAAGCGCCACCAGAGCGACCGCUUUAUGCGUGUUGACCCUGCAUGGCGUAAGCCCAAGGGUAUCGACAACCGUGUCCGCAGACGAUUCAAGGGCAACCAGGUCAUGCCCUCGAUCGGUUUCGGCUCCAACAAGAAGACCCGCCACAUGAUGCCCUCCGGCCACAAGGCUUUCCUCGUCAGCAACACCAAUGACGUUGAGUUGUUGUUGAUGCACAACCGCACCUACGCCGCAGAGAUCGCCCACAACGUUUCGUCGAGAAAGCGAAUUGACAUCAUCUCCCGCGCUAAGCAACUCGGUGUUAAGGUUACGAACUCCAAGGCUAAGGUUACUACUGAGAUCUAAGGGAACGAUCAACGGUGAAAGCAAAUGCGGCGACUUUAGGGUGUACGGUUUCUCGAUUUUCGGCAAUCAUUGCAUUGAUGCAUGGGAAUGGUUUUGCUCUAUGGUCAAGGACGGUCAUGAGCCUGGCAUGUAUUUCGUGCUAGAAAAAUGAAAUACAUCUACGAAUGACAACAAUGAACCAACCAUUUCAUGGACCACCUCGCCCCGCGUGCAAGUCGAUU